UUGAAUGUGUCUUCAGGGGCGUCCGGGGCUAAGCCCGCUGAGAAGAAACCCGCUUCCGCUAAAACCCCAGCGGCGGCACCCAAGGCUGCAUCUGCAAGUAGCAGCGCUGCUAAACCAGCAUCCGCUAAAACUCCUGCACCUGCGCCGAAAGCUGCAGCACCCAAAGCUGCAUCCGCUGCUAAGGCUGCACCAGCUAAAGCGGCACCCGCUGCCAAGCCCUCUGAAAAGAAACCAGCAUCUGCACCCUCCGCCAAGCCAGGCUCUGCUAAGGCAGCAGCUCUUAAGGCUAAGUCCAGUGCAAAGCCCUCUGUGAAGAAGGCUGCAUCCAAAGCAGUCAAGCCCAAACCAGCUGCGGCUAAACUUAAGAUUGCACCCAAGCCUAAGAAGACCGGCAUCAAGGGACAGAAGAAAGUUGUUAAACCAGUUGUAAAAGCCCUUAAAGUCCAACGUAAGGUUGUCAAAGGUGAACAUGGAAAGCGUGUACGUAAGAUCCGCACGUCUGUGCACUUCCGUAGACCCAAGACUUUUGAACCUCCAAGGAAUCCUAAAUACCCCAGGAAGUCAUUGCCGAAGAGGAACCGUAUGGAUGCAUACAACAUUAUUAAAUAUCCGUUGACAUCUGAAGCAGCCAUGAAGAAGAUUGAGGACAACAAUACCUUGGUAUUCAUUGUUCACACCAGCUCCAACAAGCACCACAUUAAAGCUGCUGUGAAGAAGCUUUAUGACAUCAAUGUGGCUAAAGUGAACACUCUUAUCCGACCUGACGGCAAAAAGAAGGCGUAUGUACGACUCGCAAGAGACUACGACGCGUUAGACGUUGCCAAUAAGAUUGGAAUCAUAUAA
Danaus chrysippus (African queen) is the source of this 843-nucleotide messenger RNA. NCBI's taxonomy places the organism in Eukaryota, Metazoa, Arthropoda, Insecta, Lepidoptera, Nymphalidae. The record is from the annotation of a GenBank genome assembly.